Hevea brasiliensis (rubber tree) is the source of this 366-nucleotide messenger RNA. RefSeq lists its product as uncharacterized. NCBI's taxonomy places the organism in Eukaryota, Viridiplantae, Streptophyta, Magnoliopsida, Malpighiales, Euphorbiaceae. The transcript is spliced from 2 exons. The coding region runs from base 1 to 366 and encodes 121 amino acids. The record is from RefSeq and is a predicted model, not a curated record.
AUGGUACAUGAGUUGAGGGCAUUGCUUGCUAAUCUGGAGAUAGAUGAUGAGGGACAGAUGAUAGCCACUUGGCAAGUGAAACCAUUGCUAACUGAUCAGAUAAAAAUGACAGCAUUGAAUGAUGAAAAGUAUGUAAAAUUGAUGGAGGAAGCUCAGGAUGGCAAGAAACAUGGAUUUUCAGUGAAUGAUGAUGGCUUACUGUUACACCAGGGAAGAGUGUUCAUUCCAAAUGAUGUGGAAUUAAGAACGGUAAAAGAGCACUAUUGGUGGAUGGGUAUGAAGAAGGAUAUAGCUGAGUAUGUUGCCAAAUACCUGACUUGUCAGCAAAUAAAGGCAAAACACCAAGUGCCAGCUGGUUUGCUAUAG